Cordyceps fumosorosea ARSEF 2679 is the source of this 1764-nucleotide messenger RNA. Its product is annotated as Iron hydrogenase. The transcript has a single exon. Gene Ontology annotation, molecular function: 4 iron, 4 sulfur cluster binding. Lineage: Eukaryota; Fungi; Ascomycota; Sordariomycetes; Hypocreales; Cordycipitaceae. The record is from RefSeq and is a predicted model, not a curated record. Gene Ontology annotation, biological process: iron-sulfur cluster assembly. The coding region runs from base 1 to 1764 and encodes 587 amino acids. Gene Ontology annotation, cellular component: cytosolic [4Fe-4S] assembly targeting complex.
AUGAGUGCCAUCCUCUCCACCGACGACCUCAACGACUUCAUCGCCCCCGGCGUUGCCUGCGUCAAGCCCAUCGAGACCCUCCCCGCCGCUCCUCCCCCCUCCUCCCUCGAGACUGAAGUCAUCCUCGACGGCGACUCCCGCUCCGCCACCGCCUCCACCGCCCCGCCUGCCGAGAUCUCCCUCACCGACUGUCUCGCCUGCUCUGGCUGCGUCACCUCCGCCGAGGCCGUCCUCGUCAGCCUGCAGUCCCACGCCGAAGUCCUCGCAACCCUCGACGCCGCGCCCUCCCUGCGCGUCGUCGGGCCCGAUCCCUCAUCCGGCCGAUACGCUGUGCUAGGGCUGGAGGAUGAAAACGCAAAGCUGCUCGUCGCGAGCGUCAGCCCGCAGACGCGCGCGAGCUUGGCGGCCGCGUGCGGGCCGGGCGUCUCGGCCGCGCAGGCGGGCGCCAUGCUGGAUACGCUGCUCCUCGACGGCGGCGCGCUGACCCGUAGCGGGAGGCACGCCAGCGGCGGCUUCGCGUGGGUGGUGGACACCAACGCCGCGCGGGAGAUGACGCACGUGCUGAGCGCCGAAGAAGUCCUCGGCUCCUCCUCCUCCCCCUCUCUCACAGCAACGGCACCCGCCAAGAAGCCCAUUCUGGCGUCGUCGUGCCCCGGAUGGGUGUGCUACGCCGAAAAGACGCAUCCGCACGUGCUGCCGCACCUCUCGCGCGUCAAGUCACCGCAGGCCCUCACCGGCACGCUCCUCAAAACGACUCUCAGCGCGGCGCUCGGCAUCCCGCCGAGCCGGAUCUGGCACCUCGCCGUCAUGCCGUGCUUUGACAAGAAGCUCGAGGCCAGCCGCGAGGAGCUCACCGACGAGGUGUGGGCGCGGUCCGGCCGACCGGGCCGCGGCGUGCGCGACGUCGACUGCGUCAUCACGAGCAAGGAGGUCCUCAUGCUGGCUGAGAGCAGGGGUCUGGAUUUCUUUAAGCUAUCGCGCGAGGCCCGGCCGCCCGUCAUGGCGCCGUUCCCCGACCCUACGCUACAAAAGUUCUUGUUCCGCCAACCAUCGCCCUCGCCGGCCGUGUCAAAAACAACACCCCUUGCCGCCGGCUCGUCCGGCGGUCUCUUGUACCAUAUCCUGCAGAGCAGAGCUGCACAGACACCUGGUGCCGAGAUCCAAGUCAUCAAAGGCCGCAAUGCCGACGUUGUCGAAUACGUCGUGUCCGUCGACGGCGAGCCUGUUUUCAAGGCUGCGAGGUACUAUGGUUUCCGCAACAUCCAGAACCUCGUUCGGCGGCUGAAGCCGGCGCGACCGUCUAAGAUGCCGGGCGGCAAGCCAUUUGGCAGCGCCCGUCGGCCCACGGGCGGCAAGUCGGCUUCACUCGAGCACAGCUACAUCGAGGUCAUGGCGUGCCCGGGCGGCUGCACGAAUGGGGGUGGCCAGAUCAAGGUCGACGACACUGUCGUGAUGGAACGCAAGCAGCUGUCCGACAAACCUGGGCCGCAGGAGCAAAAGGAGUGGCUGGCCGAGGUGGAUGAGGCGUACUUUUCGGGCGACGACGAAGCCGCGGUCGAGGACGGGCCUGCGGCGGGAGACGUGGUACUCGGCGUCUCCCACUCUUAUAUAAAUGAUACCCUGGCAUACUGGUCAGACAUGACCGGCAUUGAUUUACGUAGACUUGCAUUCACCACAUACCGCGAGGUCAUUAGCGAUGUUGGAAAGGCCAGCGAGGGCGAACGGGUGAUCCAGCUCGCAGGCAAAAUUGGCGGCGGGUGGUAG